Molecule: messenger RNA, 3630 nt
Organism: Didymodactylos carnosus
Lineage: Eukaryota; Metazoa; Rotifera; Eurotatoria; Philodinida; Philodinidae
Source: the annotation of a GenBank genome assembly
AUGUUAAUAACUUAUACAACAAAUUCAUUUCCACUCAAAUAUGUACCAACAAUAUUCGAUAGUUAUGCAGUAACAGUAAUGAUCAAUGAUCAACCCCAUACUCUUGGACUUUACGAUACUGGUAAACAAUCUGGACAAGAAGCAUAUGAUCGUCUCAGACCAUUGUCCUAUACGGGAACUGAUAUUUUUCUUGUGUGUUUCAGUGUUGUUUUGCCACCCUCAUUAGAGAAUGUUCGAGAUAAAUGGUUACCUGAAUUAUCUCAUCAUAAUCCUGAAACACCAUGUAUUUUAGUUGGUACUCAAAUUGAUUUGCGUGACGACAAAGCAACAUUAGAGCAUUUGCAACGUUUAUAUAAACAACCACCUAUAACAAAACUUCAGGGCGAGAAAAUGGCAAAACAGAUCAACGCGGUUAAAUAUGUUGAAGUAUCAGCAAAAACACAAAGUGGUUUAAAAUCGGUAUUUGAUGAAGCGAUAAUAACUUUUGAAGUGUUAGUAUGUCAACCAAAAUAUAUUCAUUAUUUAUCUUAUUAUCUAUAUAUGGGCGAUAAUUUUCUAUCAGAUGAAGCACUAUUAAUUAGUUUAGCUAAUGACUUAUCAACAUACAUUGAUGAAACAACCAGUGAUUAUAAUACUGGUGUAAAUCUAUUUGAACACGAUCGAGAUACAGCAUCCUUAUUCUCUACCGCAACAUCAAAUAGUCAAUCAGUACAAGCGUCACAAAACAGUGAACUGUUGAAACCAACAUCUAUACCGUUUACAUUUACUCGUCCACUAUCUGUCUCAAAUUGUCAAACGUCAACAAUUCCAACUUCGUUUCGUACACAUUUCAAUUUGAAUAACCCUAAUGAAUUACACGAAGCCUUUUCAUUAAUUAAAAAAUCCGUUGUUCAACUUGAACGAUUAAGUGAUAAACCAACAACAAUGAUUAAAGUUCAAAAACCAUUGAAAAAGUCGUUACUAACACCAUCUUCGUCAUCGUACAAUUUAUUACCACGUGUAGUAUGUCUGAACGUAUCAAUCGAUCGUUUACAACGUCAUGUUGCUCAACAUGGUCAAAAAUUACAUUUAGAAACUUAUCAACCCGAACGAAAAGUAUCGACAUUGGUGUGUGAACGUUGUAAAGCUACAUUUUCAUCAGCAUACGCAUUACGUAAACAUCAACGUGUUCACACUCGAGAUAAACCUUUUUCAUGUGAUUUUUGUGGAUCAAAAUUUAGUCAGUGGGGAAAUUUACGUCAUCAUAUUCAACGACAUCUAGGCAUUAGUCCGUACGCAUGUCCUUAUUGUAAAAAAUCAUUUAUAGCACCAUGUAAGUUAGAAGUGCAUAUACGUGGACAUUUAGAUGAACGACCAUACGUAUGUGAACGAUGUCAAGCAACAUUCAGAUGCAACGAUGAUUUACGAAAACAUAUGAUUAUUCAUGCCGAUUAUAAACCAUUUGUUUGUUGGCUAUGUUCAAAACAAUUUUUUCAUGCCAGUAAAUUGCGUACACAUUUAAAAGAAAAACAUGAAAUUGAAGUUAUUAUACGUAAAAAAGAUGUACUAGAAUCAGGAACUGAAUAUGAGAUAACCGUUGUUAAUCAUGAUGAGUUAAAUUUAAUAAAUCAAAAACAAAAUACAAAUGAUAAACAAAUAGCUGCCGUUCCAUUGAAUAAUAUACAAGAUCAACUUCAAGAUGAAUCAUCAAUAUCUACCACAUUUCUUGAUACAACAACACCACAUAUGAUAACAUCAAUGACAGAUGAGGCAACUGAUGAUAUUAUUAAACAACAUAUACAACAAUGUUUAAACAUGAAUUAUGUUGCUGCCGAUUCAUUAGAAAAUUUUCAAACGUUAAAUGAUUUAAAUGUAUCCGAUAUUGAACAAUAUGUCAAAAAUAAUCCAUUUGUUUCAACAGCAGUUGACUCGGAAAUUCAUAAAGAUGAUACGGACGAUGAAAGAAGCCAUCAUCAUAAUCAUCACCAUCAUCAUUAUUUACAUUCUUAUAACUUUAAUCAUAAUACAUUUGAUUUAGCAGAUUUUCAAAUGUCUGAAAUCGAUAUUAGUUCAACAAAUUGGUUAGCCGUGUCCAUUCUUGAUGGGGCUUAUGUUUUUAAUUUAAAUGAUCCACUUCAAUAUCAAUUAAUUAAACAUCAAGAUCAACAAUUAUCAUUAAAACCUGAUCAAAAUAAUGAAAUGACAAAAACAAAUGAGAAUAACGAUCAUAGCGAAAUUGAAUUGAAUCGUAAUAUGAUAACAUUUUCUCCAAAUGGUAAAUAUUUAGCAUUCAAUGGUCAGAAGAAAAAACUUUAUCUUUAUGAAUAUUUAUCAACUACAAUGUCAAAUAUUUAUUGGGAAAAUUUAAAAAUUAUUCAAGUUAAAAAACGUGCAUCCGCAUUGCAUCUAACAAAUAAUCUAUUGUUUAUUGCUGAUAAAUCCGGUGAUGUUUAUAAAUAUGAGUUUUUAUUAAAAAAUGAUACGGAAACAAUAAAUGUUGAUAGUAUUAUGGGACAUUUAUCCAUGUUACUUGAUAUUUGCUAUAUUAAACAUCCAAUAACAUCAACAACAUAUCAGGAAUAUAUAUUAACGGCUGAUCGAGAUGAAAAAAUUCGUUUAAGUCAUUAUCCAAAUGCAUAUAAUAUUGAAGCAUAUUGUCUAGGACAUCAAGAAUUUGUAUCAAAUAUUAAACUGAUCAAUAAUAAUCAUUUUAUAUCAACAUCGGGAGAUGGUACAUUACGCCUAUGGUGUAUUCCCGAGUGUUCACCAUUAGUUGUAUUACAUAUGAAAGCGUUUAUUAGUAGUGCAAAAUCCGUAUUUUACACAGGUAAAGAGACUGUCUGUUCACGCAUUAUUAAUGGUGAUGAUAAACAAAUUGUUGAUUAUAUUACUGCAUCAAGCGGUAAUGAUAUGGAUUUAACAGUAACAGUCGAUUCAACAUCAUCAAUUCAAGAUUAUUCAAUAUGGAAAGUAGAUGUUGGUUCAUGUUGUACAGAUAAUGAUAAAAAUCAUGACAUUUUCGAGACGAAUCCAACAUUUAUUGCUCUCUCUUUAUAUUCUCAACGUCAUCAUUGUAUUUAUAUAACAACAUUAUCAAAUAUUAAAACAAUGAAUAAUGAACAAAAAAAACUUGUUAUUGACCAUAGUUAUGGUUCAAUAGUUGAUUAUUCAUUUUCACCUAAAUCAAUUCUUAUUGAACACUAUUAUUCGACAAAACCAAAAUGUUUACUCUACGUUUUAUUUGAUACAAACAGAUUAUUACAAAUUGAUAUAAUAGAAAUUUUAACAUGUUCAACGAAUUAUAAAUUUGACACAAGCACAUCCUCAUCCAUUGAAUCCGUUAAUCAAAUACUGUCAUCCAAUGAGUUUUUUCUAUGUAAACCAAAUGAUUCAGCAUAUAAACAAUUAUUUAAAACACGAAUUGAUAAUAUAAAAGAUUAUUAUAAACGAAAAACGGAACGUGAACAACAAUUGAAAUCCAAAAAACGACAUGCACAAGAUGACUCAUUAACCGAAGAAAACAUACAGCAAGCGAGAAAACAGCCUGCAACAGAAGCGAGUAAAAACCUAGUGAAAGGUAUUGACAACGAUGGAAUUGAUUAUGAUGACACUUAUCAAGACGAAGAUGAUGAAAACAAUGAUAUCGACUGA